This is a messenger RNA of Pieris macdunnoughi, 894 nucleotides long. The record is from the annotation of a GenBank genome assembly. NCBI's taxonomy places the organism in Eukaryota, Metazoa, Arthropoda, Insecta, Lepidoptera, Pieridae.
AUGUCUCGUGUGGCGACCUACGUGUUUCUAGAUCUUGAGACUACAGGGCUCCCUUCAGAAGAGAUUGGUAAAACUCGCAUUGCCGAAAUUAGUUUAAUUGCCGUGAAACGUAACCAUUUCCUUGAUACUAAACAAGGAAAUAUGCCUCGCGUUCAACAUAAGGUUACACUUUGUCUCAAUCCACUGCGGAUGAUUCAGCCUGAAGCAACAGAAAUCACAGGCCUGUGCAAUGAGUUACUAGAACACGAGCCGGCGUUUGAACAAAAUGUUUUCAACAUAUUAAACACCUUUCUUAAUAUGCUUUCAAAACCAGUGUGUCUUAUUGCCCAAAAUGGACUUGGUUUUGAUUUUCCGAUUCUCAAGCGUCACAUAGAUAUACUUGGCAAGAAGUUUGCUGAAGAUUUACUAUGUGCUGACUGUUACCACGGAUUUUAUGAUAUUCUGCAGAAAGACAAUUAUAGUAAAAUAAAAAUGCCUAUUGUGGGUAUCUCAUCCAUAAGUGAUGUUACUGAAGUAGACAGCUUAUCAAUCCAUACAUUAGGUGAAACUCUAUUACAUUCUGAAAACACAUUGUGGAUGAAAGCCAUAAAUGAAUCAACUCCAGUUAAACAAAAAUUAACUAAAGAAAUUUCAAGAAGUAACAUACUUAAGGCCAAACGUAGAUUUCCAUGGAGCAAAGGAAAUCAGCCAAGAGAAAAGUAUAAGUUAAAAAAUAUACAUGAAAGACUCUUAAAUCGUCAAAAUGUGGAAGCCCAUCAUGCUGAGAAUGACUGUAUAAUGGCUUUGGAAUGUGCUGUAGUAUUGGGCAAACAUUUUAGUGAGUGGGUGGAUAAUAACUGUGUGCCCUUCUCAAUAAUAAAACCUAUGACACCUGGUGUUCCAUUAGGAUACUGA